AUGGCUUGUCCAUACAGCGGCUCGCAAGUCACAUUCUUCGAUGGCGGCGAAGAAGGGCAGAAGGGUGUGAACAAGGUGGAAAUGGGAUUCGGACAAACGUAUGGAGAAUACCUUCAGCUCGACAAGAUCCUUACUGCCCAAAAGCUCAAAUCCGAGGAUGACGGAUAUCGAGUUGACGAUGAGCAUUUGUUCAUUGUUAUUCAUCAGGCUCACGAACUCUGGUUCAAACAAAUCAUUUUCGAUCUUGACAAUGUGCGAAAACUAUUAAACAAUGAUGUUGUCGAUGAAACGAAAUCGCUGAAAAUCGUUUCGGGUCUCGAUCGGAUCAUCAAAAUUAUGAAUUUGCUCACUGAGCAGAUCACACUUCUCGACACAAUGAGCCCAUUGGAUUUUGUGGAUUUCCGUAAAUAUUUGACGCCGGCUUCUGGAUUCCAGUCGCUUCAAUUCCGAAUUCUCGAAAACAAAUUGGGAGUGAAACCGGAUCGAAGAAUUCGCUACAACGCUCAGCAUUAUAAGAAUGUGUUUACCGAAAAUGAACUGAAGGAGCUCAAUGAGUCGGAAGAUUGCCCAAGUCUUCUUACUUUGAUCGAGAGCUGGCUGGAACGAACGCCCGGAUUGAAAUCGAAUGGAGAAGAUGAAGGAUUCUGGACGAAGUAUGAGAAGUCAGUGAAGAGAUACUUGGAUGAUAUGUACAAGCAAGCAGUCAGCGAGGAGAAUUCCGAGGAAAUCAAGACACAAUUAUUGGCCGAAUAUCACAAAACCAAAGAUUCUUUCACUUCGGUUCUCGAUCCGAGACAGCACGAGCAGCAGAUUCGAAAUGGCAACCGAUUAUUGUCUCAUGAUGCGCUGAAAGGAGCAAUGAUGAUCUAUUUCUACAGAGAUAUGCCACGAUUUUCGCAGCCUUAUCAAAUUUUGACAUUUUUAAUGGAUAUCGAUAGUUUAUUCACGAAAUGGAGAUAUAAUCACGUUCUGUUGGUUCAGCGCAUGCUCGGAGCAAAGCAAGGAACUGGCGGAAGUUCGGGAUAUAUGUAUUUGAGGUCGACUGUUAGUGAUAGGUACAAGGUGUUCCUAGAUCUGUUCAAUUUGUCCACAUGGCUCAUUCCUCGUGAAUAUAUUCCUUCUUUGUCGGCGCGAAUGGUCAAGACACUAUCAGAACAUUCAAGUUCGCUGAGUUUGCGACAUCUAGUCGAAUGA
Molecule: messenger RNA, 1194 nt
Organism: Caenorhabditis bovis
Lineage: Eukaryota; Metazoa; Nematoda; Chromadorea; Rhabditida; Rhabditidae
Source: the annotation of a GenBank genome assembly